AGCCGUGAUCGUUCUCUUGUCAACUCGUGAAAUAUCUUCAAGGAAUCCUUUUGCAUCGAUCAGACGGGGUCGAUAUUCAGGCUUCUCAGUUGUGAAGAGUGAGAAUAUUUCUUAGAUAAUCAGGUCACAAUGCCUGAAGUUGCAACGAAGACAAAUAAUGUCAGCUCUGGUGGAAGACAUAAACAGGGCGCUUUCAAAGACAAGGACAAACCGACUGAGAUCCGUAUGAGUAACAUAACUGCAGCGAAAGGUUUGUUACCAAGUCGUUGUCAGGAGUUUCCCGUCAGGAUUAAUCUCCCAGUGACUGUUGAUUAAAAUUUUUUUUAUUCUGCAGCUGUUUCGGAUGCUAUAAGAACAAGUCUUGGACCAAAAGGAAUGGACAAGAUGGUGGGUAGAUUAUUGGUUACAGUUCGCUGUUUGUAUAUUUUUUGUACGUUAAUAAAUUCUUACUUUAUUUCCUCAUCCUUUAAUUUUUUAUUUUAUCUUUUACAUUUUUAAAUGAUAAUCUGUGAAUUUUUCCCAAAAUUUAAACAAACUUCAUGUGUACUGUGUAAAUGGUCAAAAUGGUUGAAAGCUGUCAAGAUAAGAUAAGCCUUAUUUUUAUUUCUAGCUAGUAUUUUCAAGCUGCUAUUGAAACUUUGCUUUUUUGGAAUGUCUCUUUCUUACAUAGAUUCAAAGUGGAAAUGGUGAUGUGACGAUCACAAAUGAUGGAGCUACAAUCUUGAAACAAAUGCAAGUGUUACACCCAGCGGCAAGAAUGGUGGGUGAUUUCCCAGAAAUGCAGAAUACCCAACCCUACCCACCUAAAGCGGUCAUGCAGGCCUACCAAUCCCCUAACAUUAACUUUAUCUUCGUAAUUUUUGCUUGUCUGUCUAAUCAUCAACACCAUCAUCAUCAUAAUCAGGGUUUGCAUUCACUCUUGACAGAGGAACUCCUCCCUGGAUCGAUCCCACAGGUGUCUGUGCUUGGUUAAUCUUGACCAUACUGGUACAAACUGUCUGGUGAGAUUGUCUCUCCAUCUUAUGUUUCUGGUCCAGUCUGUUGCUCUGAUGGUCCCAGGGUUAUUAGAUAGCUGUGCAAUUUGACCUACCCAUCUAUGCUUUGCUUUCCUUAUAGCAUUAAUGAUAUUGCUUACGCCAGUUUCUUGAUGGAUCCAGAUGUUUCGCUUACGAUCUUGAAGGGUAAUGCCUAGCACUAUGCGUUCCAUCUUAUGUUGUGUGACCGCAAGCUUAUCCAUCAUAGCAUUAUAUCUGUCUAACAACUUGUUGUAAAAACAUGGAAGCUCUGACGGGGUAGUCCUACAAGGCCCUGCUAUCAGACAAUGUUUCUGUCACACCCUGAUAUGCAGAUGAUGUAGUGGUCUUGGUUUAUUGCCAAGAGCAGAUGAUGACAUUGUCAAUUCAGUGCUCUUAUUGUACUGCUUCCAACAUGUAUACUUUUUUUCUCCAGGCUGGAUAUUUAUUUAUAUUAACUAAUUUUUCUAACCCAGGGUUUGUGCUACUCUUAUAAGUCGUGUUCUGGGUCGGGUUGUUCAAAGCUGGGUUAGUGCAGAAUUUGAAUUCAGGUAUAAAGGCUUAAAAAUGAAAUUCAGUGUGCCUGACUCUUUUUUUGUAUAUAAUUGGUUAAUUGGAUGCUCUAAAAAGAAUGCAGAAAAUUAUCCCAAACUUGUCCUGCAUUUUUGGCAAAAGAAAAAGACCCCCGGAUUAAAAUUAACCUGGGUCAGUGCUAAAUGGCCUUCGAACAGCGGGACCCUGGAAUUUAAAUUUAAUCUUAGAUAUGAGGGUUACUUGAAAUGUGCUUAAAAAGAAGAAUUUUGGACAUAAGUUAUAUUAUUUUUAACUUAAGUUGCUGUCUAUGUAGAAAACUUACCCUCUUCAUUUAGUAGCUAGCCAAACAUUAUGGCUUUUUAUUCAGAUGAGAGGGAGAAAGUAAUGGUUGCUCCAACAGCGAUUUGGUAUACUUUAUUACUGAAGUGUCACUUAAGGCAACCCAUAUUUAUUGAUGUCUGAGCAAAAUGUCUCAUUUGAAGACAAUCAAGCUGACCUACAGUGUGAUCUGUUUUGUUAAAUCAUAAACAGAGCCACAGAUAACCUAGUCUCACAGGGAAGUACCUGUGGUCUUAAACUCAAAGUAUAGUUUUCGUAAACAUUUUAUUUAAAAAGUUUCAUACUUCUGGAUUAAUAACCUGACUGUUGCUACCCUGUGAGCUUGGGUUUCCUGUGACAUAAUAUAAACUUCUAGUAUGUUACAGUAUUUUCAAAUUGUAUUGUAGUCAAUGUUAUUUGGUGUAUUCAGCUUGUAGAACUUUCUAAAGCCCAAGAUAUUGAAGCUGGAGAUGGUACCACUACUGUUGUUGUGAUUGCUGGAAGCCUGCUAAGUGCAUGUGCCAAGCUUCUUGAGAAAGGUAACAAGUUCUGCCUGUUUUCAUCCUCUAUUGACUGACUUGUAACCAAAUUCAUGACCAGGCACCAGUUGUUCAAAAAGUGUAUAGUGCUUUCCACUGGAUAAAUAUCAUUCUCUGGAUAGUGAUUUACCCAGUGAAUAGUGUUAUCCAUUUUCAGAACCGGGACUAGAUGAUUAGAGGGCCAAGUGAGGCCGUCUGUCUCUUAGACAGAACUAGACCAUGGCUUUCCCCAAUCUUUAUAAUAGAGUGUAAUAGUCAUUUCACAACAACAGACCAUUUUCACAAAAAACACUAUUUAACUACAACUACCAGAAUUCACUUUCUUUUUUCCUUUCCUAUUAAAUCUGAAGUAAGGGUGACCUAAGCUGCUAUUAGAUUCCCUCUUCAUUUAGUAGCUAGCCCUACAUUAUGGCUUUUUAUUCAGAUAAGAGGGAGAAAGAAAAACGGUUGCUCCAACAACUUUCAUGUUAAAUCAUACUUGAAAGUCAAUAGAAGCAACCUACAAGAGGCCUGCAAAUUAUAUUUCUUUGUGCAUGUACAUGAUUUUCAUUAUGUCUGACCAGUUCACCAUUUUGUCCUACAGACCAGAAAUUAGUUGGCCAAUAAUUAUGUAUUUAAGUCUUUAAGUUCUAAGCAAAUCUAAAACUUCAGAAUUAAAAAUGUUUGGUACAGUUUGGUCGAAUGAUGCAGUUGCAAAUUUAACUACUGGGCCUGGUUCCUCAAAAGAUGGUUAAGUUUAACCCAGGAAUAUGCCAAAUUUUAAGCAAGGUUUUUUUGUCUAAGAACAUGUUUCUUGAACUUACAAAAUACCGUUGCUAAAUGAUAACACAAACUGUUACUCUAAGCAAUGCAUAGGAAGGUAAAUGCAAAAAGUGAAACAUUAUUUUUAUCCUGGAUUAGCGCUAAUCGGCCUUUCAGGAACUGGGCCCAGGAUUGUGACAAGCUGUGUUGGGCACAGUUUGCAACAGUAAGUUUUUAAUGUUGUUUACAGGAAUUCAUCCCACCACAAUAUCAGAGUCAUUUGAAAAGGCUGCGGCCAAAGCAGUAGAGAUACUUACAAACAUGGCCACUCCAGUUGCUCUCAGUGAUCGUGAAUCGCUGCUUAAAAGUGCAAUGACCUCUCUCAGUUCCAAGGUCAGUGAAGUUGGAAAUAAAAUCUUGUGUUUGAGGCAAAAUGUCUUUCUUGAUGUGUUGUGGACAGUAGAGAUUUACAGCUACACUGGAUUGAGAAAGCUAUUUGCCAAUUCCAAAUUAAUGAUUAGCAAUGAUUAUUAUCAAUUAUCUAACUUAGUACUUUAACUUAAAAGUAACACAAACCACCGAACACUAUUUUGAGUGGACACAAAGUUAAACUUUCCAUUUUUUUGAAGGGCAACCUCAAAAAAUGUUGUUUUUUUGUUUUGGUAUUUUUUAGUUGUAACUGCCUAAAGCAUCUGUGUUUUACUCUGUCUUCUCAAAAUGUAGAGCGAAAGCCAGUUUUUAAUGAUGUUGUGUUAUUUGUUUGUUAGGUUGUUUCACAGUAUUCUAAUCUAUUGGCUCCAAUAACUGUUGAUGCUGUUCUGAGAGUUAUUGAUCCUUCAACAGCAGACAAUGUUAAUCUUAAAGAUAUCAGAGUUGUUCAAAAACUGGGGUAGGUCAAAGUUUAUACUAGGGAGCUUGAGCAAAUGCACUUUUGAGCGAUGCACGUCAACUGGAAGUGAGCUCCUUUCUCUUCUAAUUUGCCAUAACGCUUCCAAGUUUUUAUUGCUAAGUGUUUAUGGUCUCAUAAACUGCCCAAGAAUGGAUACAGUCCACUUCUGGUUGGUGUGCAUUGCUCAAAAACGUCUUUGCUAAAGCUCACUUUUGUGUACUAAGCUUUUUCUUGACACAGUGAUAUUAAUAGUUUUUGGGGUCUUUAACCCAUUCACUCCUGGAGAUUUUGCCGAAAAACGUGUUUCGAAGCUAGUCGAGUGGUUUUCUGGUCACUGUCGUGCUAUAAAGAGCUAAAACUUACCACAAACUGGUUUACAGGUCGAACACUUCGCAGCCUUCUGAUCCAGAUGCAAAAUAUCAGCUUGCGAAGUUCGGGCAAGCGCAGAAAGCAAAAUUUCGACAUAGUUUUUGGGUUUAAAAGUGACACAGCAGUCUUGACUUUUACUUUUCGCUUUCUCUCCUCCCUUCUUUUUUCGCUUUUCUUGCCUCUUUUUUUUUUUUCUCUUGCUGGGCAUUUAGUAGGCUUGAUUUUGGUGGGAAGAGUUUUUAGGAAAGAUUUUAGGAUCUUAGGAUUAGGUGAAAGGAAAGGUAGGUGGGUAAUGGAACAAGAUUUUCAUGGAGAUGAAGAAAGUUGUCCUUGACCGUUAAAACUGAUGACGUCACAAUGGGUAGAAAGGACCUGGAUCUGCACGGGCGGUUACGGGCGGUUCAGGGGCGAAUGGGUUAACCCUAAGUUCAAUAUCUACACACAGAUUCUCCAGACUGAACUCAAUACAUUUCCCAACAGUAGAACCCCAAUAACUCAAACUCCCUUCUAACUCGAACUAAGUUCAUUUUCCUUUGGAUUUCACCCCACUUUCCAGUCUUUUUUAUUUGAUUAACUUGAACUUGGAUAACUUGAAUUCCCACUAACUCGAACUAAAUUUCCUUUCCCUUGAUCAAAAUGUCACUGAAAUUUACCCUUCCCAUGAGCUAUUGUUGUUAUAUAAGGUAAAAAACACUAAAACUAACACUGGUCAACACCAAAGGAAUUUGAUUUACUUGGUGAAAUAAGCAGAUCAUGUUUUAUGGUAAAAAUGCAUAGUCAUGUUACAGUUUCUGAUGAAAUAAGUUAAAUUUGCACUUUACUGUAAUUUGCACGUACUGUGUUUAUUUUGCUCAAAAUAAUAACAAAAUGAAGAAAGUGAAAGAAUUAUUAAGCAGUACUGUCAUUGAAGAUGAGAAAGGUUUAAGUAAGCACCCCCCCCCCAAAAAAAAAAUUGUAUAUGUAUAUCUAUUUAAAGAACAAAUAAAUAAAUCAAUAUGUAAAUAAAUCAGUAAGUACUAUAGCAGCAAGUUAAAAAUCAAAUAACAGACAGUGCGCUGCACUUUAAAGUAAAUGAGGUGACACUUGGAACUCAAGGUGACCUAUUAGAUUCAAGAAAGCAGAUAGCUAUACAGUCAACUCCCCCUAAGACAGACAUCCUUGGGACCAGCAGUAAGUGUCCGUCUUAGAGAGAUGUCUGUCUUGUAGAGAGUCAAAUAAAGAGAGUAAAGAAAGGUAGGGACCAACUCUAGGUCUCUGUUUUAGGGAGGUGUCCGUCUUAUAGAGGUGUCUGUUAAGAGAGAGUCAACUGUACAGAUCACAUCACCCCAAAUAAAGACAUCUGUUUUAGCGCCUAUGGGAGUAGCAGAGCCACAACUAAGUGGACAUUGAUAUUAAUUUAUUUUUUUAUUUUUUUUUUCCAGGGGCACUGUUGAUGAUACAGAACUUGUGGAGGGCCUUGUAUUAGAGCAAAAAAUCAGUCAUUUGGCUGGAGGAAUAUCGCAAGUGGAAAAAGCCAAAAUUGGAUUGAUACAGUUCUGUAUUUCACCUCCAAAGACAGAUGUAAGUCCUUGUUUUUGUAAAAAUCUAUUAACAUCUGUCAUACUCUUUAACUUGACCUCAGUCGUUCAAGAGGUGAAUAUCCCCAUCUACAAAAUAAAUCUCCAGCCAUUGGAUAACACAGUACGUUGGUUUCCCUGAUGCGUAUCUGCUGAAUAGUGAUUUAUCUGGUAGAUGUCAAUAUCCAGCUAAAAACCCUUAGGCUUGUAGUUAUGGUGAGAUGAUUUUUCAUUCCAACUUUUGAAUCUGUGGACAAAAUCCUAUGGUUUUACUUUUCAAGUGUAACCCUUGGCAGAACUUUUGCAUAGUACAACCGGUAUUAAGGUGGAACCCACCAGGAAAUUGAGUAAUUUUAAUUUUCAGUGGACAAAGACCUUGUACCAGAAUAAUUGAAAAAAUAUUGCAUUCCUUUUCACAUUAAUUAGUCAUCUGUAAUAACACCAAAGAGAAUUUGUCAUGGGAGUCCGAGAAAAUGAAUGUCAAAUUUCACAAGAAUUGUGAAAACACAGGUAAAAUUCUGAAAUUUCAUGUGCAAGAUAUAAUUUUGUGAAAUUUGAUGGUUAUUUUCUUGGGCUCCCAUAAGAAAUUUUCUUUGGUUUUGUUACAGAUGACUACUUACAUCUUUAGCCCUUGAAAAAUUUUAAAAAGAAUGAAAUAUGCUUUAAAUUAUUGUGGUACAAGGUUUUUGUCCACUGAAAAUUCAAAUUAUUCAGUUUCCUAGAGGAAGAAAUAGAAGAUAAAAAAAAGAAUAUAUGAAUUUCUGACUGGCAGAAUGAAGGCAUAAAUGUAAAGAAGAUUUUCACAGAGUUAAAGAUGCAACCUAUGCAGUGUCUAAACAAAAGCUUGAAAAAAAUUCAGGCUUGCGUGAUUCCACCCUGACCUCUGCAAAAUAGAACAGUUAAUGUGUGGUCAAUGGCACAUAAAAUUAAUGUCAUCUCAUCUGACAAGGUAUCUUAUCUGUUUUUUGUUUUGUUUUAGAUGGAAAACCAAGUAAUAGUUAGCGAUUACACCCAGAUGGACAGAGUUCUUAGAGAAGAACGCCAAUACAUUCUGGAAAUCUGCAAAAAAAUAAAAAAGGCUGGAUGCAAUGUGCUGCUCAUUCAGAAGUCUAUCUUAAGGUAAAGAUGGUUUCCUAAAAAGUAGUGAAAUAUAAGCAAACUAAAUUGAUGUUCUUGUAAUUUUAAAAAAAGCCUGCUCAUUUGAUUGUUUUGCAGAGAUGCUGUUAGUGAUUUAGCUCUCCAUUUCUUAAACAAAAUGAAGAUACUUGUUGUUAGAGACAUUGAAAGAGAUGAAAUAGAAUUCAUAUGCAAGGUAAAGUAAACGUUGUUGCCAUUUCUUCGGGUUUUGUCUUUUGUUCAUUCACUAAGACUUGAGUUUUUCCCUCUUCGUUUGCUGUUCUGAGUCAGUUAGGACUCCAGCAGCUGGCAAAUAGUCUGUUUUAUUUGUAACAAAGAACAAGUUGCUGAUGUAGUUACAAAGGAAAAUAAUACCCGUUUUACUUAAUUCGUAUUUAGAGCUUAGGCUGUAAACCCAUUGCCAGCUUAGAUCACUUCACUCCAGAGAUGAUGGCAUCAGCAGAACUUGUUGAAGAAGUUAAUCUUGGAACCAGUAAAGUGGUGAAGGUGACAGGUAUAACCACGCCUGGUCGCACUGUCAGCAUCCUGGUUCGUGGAUCAAAUAAGCUUGUGUUAGAAGAAGCCGAGCGGUCUCUUCAUGAUGCUCUCUGUGUGGUCAGAUGCUUGGUCAAAAAAAGGUAAGCUUACGCUGGCAAAACAUUAUUAAUUUUUUAUGAUGCAGUCGCGCCAUACGAGCGCUUUUUCGGUCUAAUAUAAAUCUGGUCAUAGUGUCAGUAUCUUGUCCUCAAUUUGAAUCGCUCUUGCUGUCAUUUCAAUGUGGCCGCGUUGGUAUACCUUGUCCAAUGCAUGGGUAGGUAGGCUAUUUAUGGAGAAAAGAAACGCAUCUAGUACACAUUAUUUAUUGAAAGUUGUCCCUUAAAAAGCACGUUAUUACUUGGUACCCUGAUAUUGGUCAGUAGAAGUUGAGUGAAAGGAAAAAUGAAGUGAUCGGCUGCAACAAUUAACAAAGUCAGUCAAAGUUUGCAGAUAUGUUUUAAAACUUAUAGGAAAUACGUUGUACGUUGCUGCACUUCAAGUGCAAUGUUUUCAUUUCCAUGUUAUGAUGCAGUGGUGAGUGACACUUUGAUACCCGUAAAAGGUACUUAGAGGAUAGCAGAAUAGAAAUUAUUUUGCUCCUCUUAACGCUUCAUUUUGUGAAAUCGUUCAGUUCAGAUGGUACAUUGCUGGCAGCUUUAUGUCUGUUAACAUUUUGUCUUUCAUUUCAUUUUUCUUUUCUUUCCUUUUUCUGAUUGGUAUUUGUCUUACAAGAAGAGAUUAACAUUUAAUUGCAAGCGCUUAUAUACUUAGCACUCGCUUAUGUUACAGUGAUUGUAUAUAUUCCAUGUCGGCAGGGCUCUCAUUGCUGGUGGUGGAGCACCAGAGAUUGAAGUGUCCAUUAGACUUGCGGAGCAUGCGCGCACUUUAACAGGAAUGGAGGCAUACUGCGUUCGCGCCUUUGCCGAGGCGUUGGAGAUCAUCCCGUACACGCUGGCUGAGAAUGCCGGACUCAACCCCAUAGCGACUGUCACUGACUUGCGUAACAGACAUGCGCAGGGAGAGACUACAGCUGGGAUAAACGUCAGAAAGGUGGGAAAGAGAUUGAAAAACUUUCGCACUUAGGAGUACCAUAAGCCUGGCGAGGCGAAACGUCGAAUAACUUUUCAUGAAACGAACCAAACUUGGUGAGUUAAGUUCAUAGAAAGUUCGACGUCUGGGUCAGUCAAGUUCGUCUGAAUGAGUUUGGAUCGUUCAAAAGUUGUUUCGUAUAAAAGUCGGAGCUGCUCUCCUUUCCUCAUUAAUUUGACUUCGUACUUUGGUUCAAGCAAGUUUUUUACAACAUUGCAUAUACAAUAUUUAGGGGUUUUGUUAAAAAAUUAAGUGGUUAAACAUCUGUUCAUUCUGUGCAUUUUUUCAGGGCACCAUAACAAAUAUUCUGGAAGAGAACGUUCUGCAGCCGCUGUUAGUCUCCACCAGUGCCAUUCAGUUAGCGUCUGAAACCGUUCGCAGUAUUCUGAAAAUCGAUGACAUUGUAAGUACAAGCUCUAUGUAA
Molecule: messenger RNA, 9125 nt
Organism: Porites evermanni
Lineage: Eukaryota; Metazoa; Cnidaria; Anthozoa; Scleractinia; Poritidae
Source: the annotation of a GenBank genome assembly